CAUGCUCAGACUUAUUCGAUGCUUAGGCAGAAAUCGACAAGAAACACAAGUAGAAGAAAUUCACCCGUGGGAUAUGGUCUCCUAGGAUCUCCUUGUUGCCAUAAUGAUUCCGAAAUUUUCACCAACGUAACAAAUAUGUGCAUUACCAGCAACUUUGAGAUAAGCAGGAGGAAAUAUUCACCGACCCAACCUCAAAUAAACGAUUACGACAAGAAUAUCUUUCGCACAGUGUUCUUCUAUAAGAACAUGAGAAUUAAGAAUAAUAUCGACAAUAGUCUGAGAAAAAGAAUGAACCAUCAGAAGAAAUACGGAGGAACGUCUUGUAAUCGUCAAAGAAAAACAAAUUAUAUACAAAAUUAAUUUAUUUGUUGCAUAUACGUGCAUUGAAAUAUGAAUUUUAAAAUGAAAUAUAAAAAAUAUUAAUUAUAACAUGACUCGUACAUGUUCAAAUUUUACACGCGAAUAACUAUUAUUACAUUGUUACAACAUAGUUUCUUCAAAUUUUCGUUGCUGAAUAACGCGCGAGAAAAUUGUAACCUGAAAACACUUAAUGAAAAAUGUAUACUUCUGCAUUUAUUUCUACUUCAAGUACCAUUCCCGCUUAUCAAAUUACGUCAAGAACAUAAUGACGUGUCAGAAUGACAUAAUUUUAAGAUCGAAUACAAUUCUUUUUAUCAAUCUUUGACGAUAAAGAUAGUAUUCCUGUUGCCGAUAUCACGCUUGCUUCAUUGCUUACGUGUCAAACAUUAAGAACAGCACGAAAAAACAAUGACAAACAAAUCUUGGAAUGUACUGGUGACGGGUGGUGCUGGUUACAUUGGUUCUCACACAGUUUUGGAACUAUUACAAGCAGAUUUUAAGGUGGUGGUAAUAGACAACUUUAGUAAUGCUUAUAAAGGAAAUAAUGAUACAAAAGCAGAAUGUCUGGUGAGAGUUGAAAAAAUAACAAACAAAAAAAUAACAUUUAUUCGUUGUGAUAUAACAAAUAUCAACGAAUUACGAGAUGUAUUUAAAGAGUAUACUUUUCAUUGUGUCAUACACUUUGCUGCUUUGAAAGCUGUGGGUGAAUCUUGUGAGAAACCACUGGAAUAUUAUGAAACAAACGUUGGUGGGACACUGAAUUUGUUAAAAGUUAUGAUAGAGCACAAUGUAAAGCGUUUGAUUUAUUCAAGUAGUGCCACUGUUUAUGGAACUCCCGAAAAGCUACCAUUAGGUGAAAAUAUGAAUACUGGAAAUUGCACAAAUCCAUAUGGAAAGACAAAAUACAUGGUUGAAGAAAUUUUAAAAGAUCUGUGUAUUUCGGACAAGGCAUGGUCAAUUGUAUCUCUAAGAUAUUUUAAUCCAGUUGGAGCUCAUUCCUCUGGACAGAUAGGAGAAGAUCCUAACGGAAUUCCAAAUAAUUUAAUGCCAUAUAUUGCUCAAGUAUCUGUUGGAAAAAGGGAAAUGCUAUAUGUUUAUGGUAAUGAUUAUGAUACCCCUGAUGGAACAGGAGUCCGUGAUUAUAUUCAUAUUAUGGAUUUGGCAGCAGGCCAUGUAAAAGCAAUGAUUUAUCAAAAAACUCGUAAUCCGACUGGAUUUAAAGCAAUUAAUUUGGGUACUGGAAAGGGUUAUUCUGUACUUGAAGUUAUACAUGCAUUUGAAAAGGCAUCAGGACGAAAAAUACCGUAUAAAAUAGUUGGUCGUAGACCAGGAGAUAUAGCUGCCAGUUAUGCAGAUGCUGGCAUAGCUAAUAAGGAAUUAGAUUGGCAAGCCACGAAAAAUAUAGAUGAUAUGUGUAUAGAUACAUGGAAGUGGCAACAAAAUAAUCCAAAUGGUUACCAAUCUUAACCAUAAUCACUGAUCAGCCAGUUAAACAUUCUUAAAUAUUCUAAUAAACUUUAUUUUUUUAUUAUGUUAUUCAAAUGUAAGCCAUGGUGGUGUCUAGUUACCAAAGUUUAGACCAAAGCACAAGGUAGAUUGAUAUUUAUCUAAUAUUAAGUACAUGCAAUAAUUUCUACUUUCAAAAUCAAUUCCAGAGGAUAUAAUGGUUAUAAUUAUUAUAAAUACGUUUGAUCGAUCUGUUCCUUAAGUAAUAGUCAUUCAGAUAUGAAUCAAAAAAUAUUUGAUGUUUAGUAUUAAAUUAUUGUGCCAUAUAAUUUAUGUACCUGUAUUAA
Molecule: messenger RNA, 2153 nt
Organism: Colletes gigas
Lineage: Eukaryota; Metazoa; Arthropoda; Insecta; Hymenoptera; Colletidae
Gene: Gale
Product: UDP-glucose 4-epimerase
Exons: 8
Coding region: 769-1827 (352 amino acids)
Biological process (GO): beta-D-galactose catabolic process via UDP-galactose, Leloir pathway
Cellular component (GO): cytosol
Molecular function (GO): UDP-glucose 4-epimerase activity
Source: RefSeq, a predicted model, not a curated record